GCCAUUCUCCUCUACGAGAGAAACACCAGUAAUUGUUGCUUUCUCUCUCUCUCUCUCUCUCUCUGUGUGGCUGUCUCAAACCCGCAGAGGCCGGGGGAAGAGGAAUCUCAGAAGUGGGUCUCUAUCAGUGCCGGGUGGAGGUGGAGAGGUUGCCACCACCCAGGAAAUUCUUCUUCUAUCUGCCAUUGUGCAGCCAUAGCUUGUUUUCCGCCUCCCUUCUUUGCUCCCCAAAAGACUUUUCCUGCAAUCCAGCUCUCUUUCUCUCCCUCUUAAGCCUCAUCUACUACUUCGAUAAGGAGAGGGAGAUAAUGAAAUAAGAGAGAGGCAAAAGAGUGUGAGAGAUUUUUUGGAUUAGGGUUAGUUGUGUUUGUGUUUUCUCUCUUUCUUCACCAUAUUGCGUCUUAUUUAACCCUGCCUGUGUUCCAUUCUUCCAUUCUUCCAUUCUUCUAUUCCUCAGCCCUUUUCUCUUCUCGCUUGUGGGGUUACUUCUUUUGGCCUUGUUCAUUCUCUCUCUCUCUCUCAUCUUCCUUUAAAACCUUGGGAUCUGACCUGUUCAGUAGUUAGACGACAAGAAGCUCAGACAGACAAGACAGAGAAGGGACACACCAAUUUUUUAUCUUUGAAAAAGUACAAAACUGUCUUUGAUUGGAGUGGGAGAGUGCAGGUUCAACUCCCAAGGAUUUUUGCUGUUUGCCCUUCUCUUCUUCAUCUUUCAUCUUCAUCUUCUUGUCUGCCUGGUUUACCACCAUUGUCCCUGUAAAGUACCUAACUCUAAAGUUGGGUAGUUCGAACAUUUUCGGCAAAAGAUUUGUCGUUUUAGAAUCUCCACGAAACAGGGCUGAGUUGACCCAGAUCCAAGAAAGAGCUUUAAUCAUCAGCACUACAGCAUCCAAAUCAUCAAAUAAGGAGUCCACAGAGAUUCAAAGCCGUCUUCUCCUUCUUUGAUCUGUUAUACUCAGUGGGAGAAUAUGAAUACUUUUUCACAUGUUCCCCCAGGUUUCCGGUUCCAUCCAACAGAUGAAGAGCUAGUGGAUUACUACCUUAGAAAAAAAGUUGCUUCAAGAAGGAUUGACUUAGAUGUCAUUAAAGAUAUUGAUCUCUAUAAGAUAGAGCCAUGGGAUCUUCAAGAAAAAUGUAGGAUAGGAACUGAAGAGCAGAAUGACUGGUACUUCUUUAGCCAUAAAGAUAAGAAGUAUCCAACUGGAACUCGCACUAAUAGAGCCACAACAGCUGGAUUUUGGAAAGCAACAGGAAGAGAUAAGGCUAUUUACUCUAAGCAUAAUUUGGUCGGGAUGCGAAAGACCUUAGUCUUCUAUCAAGGUCGAGCACCCAAUGGACAAAAAUCAGAUUGGAUUAUGCAUGAGUAUCGACUGGAAACAAAUGAAAAUGGAGCACCUCAGGAAGAGGGCUGGGUUGUUUGUAGGGUGUUCAAGAAGAGAGUUACAGCUAUGCAGAAAAUGAGAGAACAUGAGUCUCCAUGUUGGUAUGAUGAACCAGUGUCAUUCAUUCCAGAACCUGAUUCACCAAAGAGGAUUGCUCAGCCCGAUAUGGCAUACCAGCUCCACCCAUACUCCUGCAAGCAAGAACUAGAGUUGCAGUAUCAAAUGUCACAUGGCCCCUUCCACCAGCUCCCUCAAUUAGAGAGUCCAAAAUUUCCACAUUCAGCAGCUAGUGGUAGUUGCAGUUCUGUGGCUGCAUAUGGCCUUGAUGUUAACCAUGGAAGCACUUUGCAAUCUUCAUCACUCACACAGGAAGAACAGAUGCAGCAAAGCCAUCAACAUGAUAUGAACUCACUUUAUAAUAACAUCAAUGAGCAAGCAGUGGAUCAAGUGACUGACUGGCGGGUUCUGGAUAAGUUUGUUGCCUCUCAGCUUAGCCAAGAAGAUGUUUCCAAAGAACGCAACUACUCCAAUGAAGUCAAUCAUGUCUUUAAUGUGUCCGAUCACAUGAACAUCCUUCUUCGGCAAUCUAAUAAGCAAGAAGUGGUACCAGAUUACCCUUCGACAUCAACCUCCAGCUGCCAAAUUGAUCUGUGGAAGUGAAAUCUGUUACAGUUACACAACAAUAUAUACUGAUUAUAGGAACUACAAUUAAGAAGGAAAAAAGAAACCACGUUUUAGAUUCCUGUACAUAAUAAAACUAAAAUGGUGAAACUUAGCUGUUGGGCUUCUGCUUACUCUCUUUGUAAUAUUGUCUGCAUGUAAUGGACUUUAUUAUAUUGUCCAUGUGGGAUCAACUGGUUCUCGAUUCGUAGAAUGAUUUUCCUUUUGUUUGUAGUAAUUUUUAAGGAUGUUUUUCGGUUUC
This is a messenger RNA of Macadamia integrifolia, 2304 nucleotides long. Its product is annotated as NAC domain-containing protein 7-like. Bases 969 to 2042 code for a protein of 357 amino acids. The transcript is spliced from 4 exons. NCBI's taxonomy places the organism in Eukaryota, Viridiplantae, Streptophyta, Magnoliopsida, Proteales, Proteaceae. Gene Ontology annotation, biological process: regulation of DNA-templated transcription. Gene Ontology annotation, molecular function: DNA binding. The record is from RefSeq and is a predicted model, not a curated record.